CAAUGAGAUGAUAGAUAGUUGCAUAUAUGCUGUAUUUGCUUUCUGGUUUCUCUUCUAUCCUCUAGCCGGAUACUUGGCAGAUGUUCGAUACGGCAGAUAUAAAGUUGUGAAAUGUAGUGUGUGCACCAUGUGGUGUGGACUCUUGACUUAUAUUGUCGCUGUAGCCAUUGUGAAUGCCAUUAUUGCGACAAUUAUGGCAUGUUUGCCAGACCUUUCCUCCAGUAUUCUAUCAUAAUUAUUUAAUAGUAGUGAAUUGUGUACUUGGAGUGUUUCUACUUAUCUGCUUGUUGAUUGCAUUUGCUGCAUUUUUAGCCAAUGUUAUUCAGUUUGGGGUUGAACAAUUAAAUGAGUCUCCUUCUAGAGACAGCUUUCUUUUCAUUCAUUGGUUUCUCUUCACACUCUAUAUUGGAAUAAGCCUUGGAAAAAUAGUGUCAAGUUCAGUUUUUGCCACAUUUUUAACAAGCCUUUCAUUACUUGGACUUGUUCUGUUAGUUGAGCUAAUUUGUUUGCCAGUAACUUUUUGUGUUGCUAAGCGCAAGUGGUUUGUUAUUGACACUGGCAUUGGUAGCCCUUACAAAGAAGUUGCAAGAGUUGUCGGCUUUGCAAGAAGAAACAAGAUUCCUAUUCAACGCAGUGCCUUUACAUUCUGGGAGGAUGACAUACCCACUGGACUGGAUCUAGGCAAGGACAAGUAUGGAGGACCAUUUACUACCGAGCAGGUGGAAAAUGUGAAAUCUUUUUUUGGAAUUUUUGUCAUUUUACUAUCACUUGGACCUUUCUUUACAGCUGAUAUUGCUGCAGCACCUUUUCUCAGUAUACUGAAAAAUCACAUGGAUACAGAGACUCUCCUUGGGAUUACUUUAAGAAACCUUUCUUACUCCAUAUUCGCUAAUGGUGGCACGCUGUACCCUGUGUUUCUCGUUGUUUUUGUUCCUAUUUUCUCAAGUUUAUUCAUCCUCUGUUCCAAAAAUAUCUCCCUGGUAUUCUGAGGCGAAUUGGAAUUGGUCUUUGUUUUAUCACUGUUAGUCUGUUUUGCUCGCUGUUUGUUGACACGAUUGGUCACAUUCUCCCUAGUGGCAAUAAUAUUUCAGUGUUUGCUCCUGGACAUUACGAAACUGAUAACUAUUUUGUUGCUGCUCCCUCCCUUCAACUUAGCCCCUACAUUCUCAUUAUUCAGCAAGUCCUUGUUGCUGUGGCCUAUGUCUUUAUCUAUGGUGGAGUGUUUGAAUUCAUCUGUGCUCAAAGCCCUCACUCUAUGAAAGGAUUUCUCAUUGGAAUUUUAUUUGCCAUUAAAGGACUAUUUCAAUUGAUCGGUGUUCUUGGAAUUCUUCUACCGUUUAGUUUCUGGCAAGAAUCCCCUAGAGCUGGACUGAUUUAUUUCCUGGUGAACAUUGUUAUUUCAGUCGCAGGUGUUGUGGCUUUCAUAGUGGCAGCAAAGAGGUAUCAGUAUCGACAGCGAGAUGAACUUUGUAAUGUAAGAAAGUACAUUGAAGAAGUUUACGAGAAGGAUGUUAAUCACAAUCGGGAAUUUGAAGAUCUAGAUGUUCACUUUAGUGAUUCUGACUCAGAGACCCAAUGACUGUAUAGUGAUAAUAAAAUACUGUGAUGCGGAUAGUUGAGUAAUUGGUUUGUAUUACGUGUAAUGUAUAUUCAAGUGAGAUUGGCUAUUGUUAAAUGUUUGAAGAUCUAGUAUAGUAAUCCACCCUCUCUUCCUUGAAGCAAAUUCAGUAGUGAAAGUACUUUUUGGUGGUAUGUAAUGUACUUAGAACUAAUGUGGAACUAAUGGGUGUUGUGGUCACAUUGAAGCCUAGUGGCCACAGCCACAGCCCACAGGUCCCAUAUGACUACAAUGCCACCUGUUGCCACAGGUAAUAGGUUCUAUAUGACCACAAUGCCAUGCACCUGUCGCCACAGGGCUCAAUAGUUGCUGUACGUCAAUAGUUGCUGCAUACAUACGUGCAUGGCACUUCACAUUACCACCCCGUAGAUAAAAAUUGGCCUGGGAUUAGCUGGGAAUGAGGCUAGCCCAACUCCACAAAUGUAUGAAGCCACAAGGAUAGUUAACCACAAGUCAGUUAUAGCACUGCCAUAUGCCAGGCAGAUAUACUGUCACUCAGAACCUUUGCGGCCACCCACCACUGUGCAGAUCUAAAAUGUCAUCCCAUUGUUUAUAAAGGUAUCCCAAUGUUGACAGAGCUCCACCAUCUGUAUACCAUUUGGUGCAAUCAUCGACUAUCUUCCACAGUCUCUCCUUCAACAGUGUCAUCUUCGCUUGAAUUUUCCACGUAGCAUAGUUACUACUGUUCAGCGGAACAACCGAUACCGUACUUCUAACGCUCUCAGCCAUGUUCAUGCAACUGCUGCAACAAACAAGUUUACUGUCGCGACGAACAAGUUAAACACCAAGACGACAAACAGAAAAACCUGGCUUACAAAAUAGUCUCUACCGCAACGAACAAGUUAAGCACCAAGACAACGACAAAAUAGUCUCUACUCACUUCAGCUAGCUAGCACUGUGACACUGGGCCCAUAACCUAUUGACAUCCGGUUCAGCUGCAUGUGCUCAGCUAGAUCAAAGAAAAUGAAACAUUCGAACACAAAUCAUGCAGGAAAUGAACUAAGAACACAUGGCAUUAUAAGAGUCCACAGAGAAUGUUCUAGAAGUAUACUUAAUAUAAGUAUAUUCUUAAUAUAUAAUUAUGCAUGUCAGCAUAAUUCGCGAGCCUUACACUAGCGACUUAUACACAUGCCUUUUUCUGUUUGUAUAUGUAAGACUGUAUAUUUGUAUGUAUAUAUGUAUGUAAUUGUACAUCGCACUAACAAAACUUACGCUCUUUAUUACUGUACUCAAAUCAAAUCGCUCCGUUGAAGCGAAGUAAACAAACCUCUUUAUACCUCACUUAAUGAAUUAAGUCGUUCGAUUGAUCUACGUACAUUUUCUAUAUAUGUGCUGGCUUCGCUUGCCCUCAAUGUUUAGCAAAACGGACAAUAACUUUUUACCGUAAUGACCUUCAUUAUAUCGUUAUAAUUAUAUGGAGAAUGAUCGUGAAUCUAUGAAGCAACGAUUAGAUUGAUGAAGUGAAUCGAUCUACCGUAUUACUAGAAUGUUUUGCGAGCAUCUAAACAUUUGUGAACUUUUCGAUGGUUGAUCAAUUCGCAACAAUAAAAUCCGCAAAAUUAUACACACGAUCCUUGCCAGAAUGCAAUAGUUAGAUCGCAAAGGGUCAAAAUUUCUGAUAAUUUGGUUCUUUCAUUCAUAAAAGUUUUUCACCUGCAAAGUGUUCUAGUAAUACGGUAUAGUUCGCUCAUUUUUUGUGUCCACACACACCGAUUAUUCUACCCCUGCUGUGUGCUACCCACACAGCGGGAUAAUGAUUUGGUGUUUUCUGGUACAUGUUGUAGGGCUUCUCUAUAAUUCUGCCACAAUAGUUUUUUUUAUUGCUUCUGAUUAGAACAAGGGUGUUCAGUGAGCAAUAACUGGAAAUUUCUUUAGGUAUAGCUAUAAGUGCACUAAGAACAAUGGCUAGUUGUGAGCAAGGAACUAUAGAGCAAGCUUCCCUUCAUGAAACUCCUGCACCAGAUGUCAGCAGAGAUGCCACUGAAGCCACAUCACUCGUGACAAGUAAUCAUGGGAAACAUGGCAAAAAGAAAAGUGUGCUGAUCAGGUCAAAGGCUGCAAUAAUGAUUCUCGUUUGGACUGCAUUAAUGUCUUUCAUCUAUGGUAGUUUUCUAAACCCUGAAAAUUAUUUCUUGUUCACUUACAUAUUGACGAGAGUAAACCCAAUACUUAACAGUGAGGUGAUAGAUAGUGGCAUAUACGCUGUGUUUGCUAUCUGGCUUCUCUUCUAUCCUCUAGCCGGAUACUUGGCAGAUGUUCGAUAUGGCAGAUAUAAAGUUGUGAGAUGUAGUAUGUGCACCAUGUGGUGUGGACUCUUGACUAUUGUUGUUAUCGGUGGUAUUGUGAACGCCAUUUUUUGGCCUCUGUUAUUAUUAAUUUGGUCUCCCCCUUCCUUCACAGCUCUAUAUGCUUUUUUCGGGACAGGGAUGGGUAUGCUUGUACUUUUCCUACUUAUCUCCCUGUUGAUUGCAUUUGCUGGAUUUUUAGCCAAUGUUAUUCAGUUUGGGAUUGACCAAUUAAAUGAGUCUCCUUCUAGAGACAGCUUUCUUUUUAUUCAUUGGUUUCUCUUCACAUUAUACAUUGGAAUAAGCUUUGGGAAACUGUUAUGGAGUACAAUUAAUGCCACUGGUCUCUUAGGCCUUUCUAUAUUUGGACUUGUCCUGUUUGUUGUGCUAAUUUGUAUGCCAGUAACUUUCUGUGUUGCUAAGCGCAGGUGGUUUGUUAUUGACACUGGCAUUGGCAACCCUUACAAAGAGGUUGCAAGAGUUGUCGGCUUUACAAGAAGAAACAAGAUUCCUAUUCAACGCAGUGCCUUUACAUUCUGGGAGGAUGACAUACCCACUGGACUGGAUCUAGGCAAGGACAAGUAUGGAGGACCAUUCACUACUGAGCAGGUGGAGAAUGUGAAAUCAUUUUUUGGAAUCGUUAUCCUUUUAUUUUCAGUAGGACCAUUUUUCUUUUCUCAGUAUUCUUAAACAUCACAUGAAGGCUGAGAACAUUUCGUUGUUUAAUACUGGUUCAGGUAACGUAGUUGACUCUAUGUUCACUAAUGGCACUCUUUAUCCUGUCUUUCUUGUUGUUUUUGUUCCUAUUUUUCUCAAGUUUAUUCAUCCUCUGUUUCAAAAGUUCUUCCCUGGUAUUCUGAAGCGAAUUGGAAUUGGUCUUUGUCUUGUCACUGUUAAUCUGUUUUGCUCACUGUUUGUUGAGACGUUUGGUCACCUCCAUAGCAGCUAUGAUGCUACUAUUUCAAUGUUUACUCCCGGACAUUUUAUUGAUUAUGUAUAUUAUGACUCAUAUUAUAAUGUUACAUAUAAUGUUACUUAUUUUAUUGCUGCUCCCUCACUUAAUGUCAACCCAUACAUUCUCAUUAUUCAGCAAAUCCUUAUUGCUAUGGCCUAUGUCUUUAUCUAUGGAGGAGUGUUUGAAUUCAUUUGUGCUCAAAGCCCUCACUCUAUGAAAGGAUUUCUCAUUGGAAUUUUCUUUGCUAUUAAAGGACUAUUUCAGUUGAUCGGUGUUCUUGGAAUUUUUUUACCUUUUAGUUUCUGGUGGCCCUCCCCUUAUGUUGGACUGGUUUAUUUCCUAGUGAACAUUGUUAUUUCAGUCGCAGGUGUUGUAAUUUUCAUAAUAGCAGCAAAGAGGUAUCAGUAUCAUCAGCGUGAGGAAUUGUGCAAUGAGCGAAAGUACAUUGAAGAGUUUUACGAGAAGGCUGUUAAUCACAAUCGUGAAUUUGAGGAUCUAGAUGUUCACUUUGAGAGUGAUUCUGACUCGGAGACCCAAUGACUGUGUAGUGACUGUGAUACGGAUAGUUAUUUAUACUUGAGUAAUUGGUUUGUAUAAUUAAUUGUCUCAAUUGUCUAUUAGUAGUAAUCCACCCCCUUCCUUCUUGUAAAUUUAGUAGUGAAAGUACUUUUGUGGUAUAUGUACUGUGCUUGCAUUGGUGGCUUUGUGGUCACAUUGAAGCCUGGUGGUCACAUUGAAGCCUGGUGGCCACAGGUUCCGUCCGACCACAAUGCCACCUGUCGCCACAGGCUCAAUAGUUACUGUACGUGCAUGGCACUCCAAAUCAUACCCAAUCGUAUAUAGCUAUACCACCCUGGUUUAAAAUAAUGACCUUAACACAUUUCAUUAUUGAGAAUGAUAGUGAAUCGGGGGUAGUGAAAGUACUUUUUGGGGUAUGCACUGUACCUGCAUUGGUGGGAAUUAUUGGUGUUGUGGUCACAUUGAAGCCUGGUAGCCACAUGACCACAAUGCCACCUGUCGCCACAGGGGUCAAUAGUUUCUGUACGUGCAUGGCACUCCAAAUCAUACCCAAUCGUAUAUAGCUAUAUACCACCCUGUUUAAAAGAAGUCUUUACCGUAUUAUGACCUUAUGACCUUAACACAUUUCAUGAUCGGGAAUGAUCGUGAAAUCUAUAAAGCAACAAUUAGAAGUGUUUUUUGUCGCAAUCGAAGAUUGCCUACAAGUUUCAACUAUAACUAGCCUAAAAUACUGUCUCUCAUUAACAAUUAAAGCAGUCAAUGAAAGUGUCUACUUCGCUCUAUAACAGCUCAUUUUUGUGUCACACACACACCAAUCAUGCACUCUACCCCUGCUGCGCACCGCACGCACAGGGUAAUGAAUUUAAUUAUGGCGUUUUCUGGGUGCAUGUUGUAGGCCUCCUCUAUAUUCUUGCCACAAUAAUUUUUUGAUCUUCUGAUUAGAACAAGGGUGUUCAGUGAGCAAUAUCUUUAGGUAUAGCUAUAAGUGCAGUAAGAACAAUGGCUAGUUGUGAGCAAGGAACUAUAGAGCAAGCUUCCCUUCAUGAAAUUCCUGCACCAGAUGCCAGCAGAGAUGCCACUGAAGCCACACCACUCGUGACGGGAAAUAUGGUAACAAGAAAAGUGUGCUAAUCAAGUCAAAGGCGGCAUUAAUGAUUCUUAUUUGGACUGCCUUAAUGUCGUUGAUCUAUGGUAAUUUUCUGAACCCUGAAGUUUACUCUUUCUUAGCCAAUACACCACAACUCGGUUUUGAGACUCUUGAGAUAAAAAUUGCUGGUGGUGUGUAUGCUGUAUUUGCUUUCUGGUUCCUCUUCUCUCCUCUAGCCGGAUACUGUGCAGAUGUUCGAUAUGGCAGAUAUAAAGUUGUGAGAUGUGGUGUCUGUACCACGUGGUGUGGACUCUUGACUGUGACUGUUAUCGGCGGUAUUGUGAACGCCAUUUUUUGGCCACUGAUGUUACAUAGCAAUUCGGUUGCAAAUAACCCUUCAUACAUACCAUGGGUUUUGUUCGAGUUAGCAAUGGGUGCACUUGGACUUUUUCUUCUUAUAUCCAUUUGGAUUGCAUUUGCUGGAUUUUUAGCCAAUGUUAUUCAGUUUGGGGUUGACCAAUUAAAUGAGUCUCCUUCUAGAGACAGCUUUCUUUUCAUUCACUGGUUUCUCUUCACACUCUAUAUUGGAAUAAGCUUUGGGAAACUGGUAUGGAGUACAGCUUCGUUAUUUAUCUAUAGCUUUUCUAUGUUUGGACUUGUCCUAUUAGUUGAGCUUAUUUGUAUACCUGUAUCAUUCUGUGUUGCUAAGCGCAGGUGGUUUGUUAUUGACACUGGCAUUGGUAAUCCUUACAAAGAGGUUGCAAGAGUUGUCAGCUUUGCAGGAAAAAACAAGAUUCCUAUUCAACGCAGUGCCUUUACAUUCUGGGAGGAUAACAUACCCACUGGACUGGAUCUAGGGAAAGACAAGUAUGGAGGACCAUUCACUACCGAGCAGGUUGAGAAUGUGAAAUCUUUUUUUGGAAUUGUUGUCGUUUUACUUUCAAUGGGACCAAUUUUUACUGCUGAUUUUGCUGCAGCACCUUUUCUUAGUAUACUGAAAAGUCACAUGGUAGAAUGUCCUGUCAUUGAUUCACUUCAGGCUGCCAUUAGACAAAGUUUUCUCCUUAUAAUAACUAAUGGUAGCACUCUGUAUCCUGUGUUUAUUGUUGUUUUUGUUCCCAUUUUUCUCAAAGUUAUCCAUCCUCUUUUUCAAAAGUGCUUCCCUGGCAUUCUGAGGCGAAUUGGAAUUGGUCUUUGUCUCAUCACUAUUAGUCUGUUUUGUUCACUGUUUGUUGACACCAUUGGUCACCUUCUUCCUAGAGGCCAUAAUGCCUCUUCUGUGUUUACUCCUCAGGUCAAAUAUAAUGAUUUUGGCCCAUUUGUUGUUGAUCAAACCAUUCAUCUUAGCCCUUACAUUCUCAUUAUUCAGCAAGUCCUUGUUGCUGUGGCCUAUGUCUUCAUCUAUGGUGGAGUGUUUGAACUCAUCUGUGCUCAAAGCCCUCACUCUAUGAAAGGAGUUCUCAUUGGAAUUUUGUUUGCUAUUAAAGGACUUUUUCAGUUGAUUGGUGUUCUUGAAAUUCUUUUACCGUUUAGUUUCUGCAGGAUUCCCCUCGAGCUGGACUUGUUUAUUUCCUGGUGAACAUUUUUAUUUCAGUCGCAGGUGUUGUGGCUUUCAUAGUGGCAGCAAAGAGGUAUCAGUAUCGACAGCGAGAUAAACUUUGUAAUGUAAGAAAGUACAUUGAAGAAGUUUACGAGAAGGAUGUUAAUCACAAUCGGGAAUUUGAAGAUCUAGAUGUUCACUUCAGUGAUUAUGACUCAGAGACCCAAUGACUGUGUAGUGAUAUUAAAAGACUGUGAUGUGGAUAGUUAUUUGCAAUUUGUUUGUAUUACGUAUGAUGUAUAUUUAAGUGGAAAU
Molecule: messenger RNA, 8319 nt
Organism: Halichondria panicea
Lineage: Eukaryota; Metazoa; Porifera; Demospongiae; Suberitida; Halichondriidae
Product: solute carrier family 15 member 4-like
Exons: 1
Coding region: 6529-8043 (504 amino acids)
Biological process (GO): transmembrane transport
Cellular component (GO): membrane
Molecular function (GO): transmembrane transporter activity
Source: RefSeq, a predicted model, not a curated record